UUGAAGCAGGAAGACACAGGAAAGAGGUCCUGCCCAGACAAGACACCAUGCGUGGCCUCUGCCUGUGGCUCCUCCUCAUUCCCGAAUGCUUGGCUUCUCAUCAGAGACUCCAAUGGCUGGUUAGUAUUCCCUCCACCUUCCGAGCCUGGGAAGACUCCUGCAUCUGGAUUCCUUGCCUCUACCAAAUCCCGAAGUCGUCUGCGGUUCUGGACAGGUUCUCCCUGUACCACAACUAUUGGUUUGAGGAAGGCAUCAAAGACUUCAAUGGGACUAUCAUCUAUAGUAAUACCCAGAUCGGGCAGUUUCCUCCUCAGCAGGGAAGGGUACGGUUCCUGGGAGACAAAACCAACAACUGUACCCUGAGCAUCCAUCCUGUGCACGUCAAUGACAGCGGCAGGCUGGGGCUGAGGAUGACGUCAGAAGGGGACAAGUGGAUGAAGGAAAUCCAACUCAACGUCUCCAAAACACCCUUCCCGCCUUCCAUCCAGCUCCCUCCAGAAAUCCGGGAAAGCACGACAGUAGCUCUGACCUGCUUGUUGAAUUUCGCCUGCUAUCAGUACAACAUCCAACUACAGUGGUCCCUGAAGGAGCCUGCAGUGACCUCUACUGUCCUUUCUACCAACAAGGUCUACACUGAGAGCAAGGUUACCUUCCAACCACAGUGGACAGACCAUGGGAAGAAUGUGACGUGCCAGGUCAGGAAUGCUACCCAAGUGCUCUCCAAGGCUACAGUGCGGCUAGAUGUCAAGCAUGUCCCAAAGUUGACUAUCGAGGUCAUUCCCAGAGAGGCUGCUGUCAUGGAGGAAGGCUCUGUGACCAUGACGUGCCAGGUUAUCAGCAGCAACCCAGAGUACACGACUCUGUCCUGGUUCAAGGAUGGAAACCUCUUGAGGGGCGAGAAGACACCUACGCUAAAUCUGUCCUCAGUGACCAAGGACAUGAGUGGGAAGUACCGCUGUGAGGCCUCCAACAACAUGGGCUCAGGGAAGUCGGAAGAAGUGACCGUCACAGUGUGGUAUGCUCCAGAACCUUCCGUGGUUCAGAUCCACCAGUCACCUACUAAGGAAGAAAAACCAGUAGAGAUGAUUUGUGUGUCACCGGCCAGUCCACGUCCAAAAAAUUAUAUUUGGUAUCACAACAGGAAAAUAAUGCCUGGAAAGACACAAGAGAAGUUUCAGAUUCCCAAGGUCUUCCUCUGGCAUGCUGGGAAUUACUCCUGUUUGGCAGAAAACCAGCUGGGGCCUGGACAGAUUGGUCAGGAAUCCCAGCUGGAUGUCCAAUAUGCCCCCAAGGAGGUAACUGCGGUGAUCCAGAGCUCAACACCCAUCCGAGAAGGAGACAUGGUGACCCUGUCCUGUAGCUACAACUCUAGCAACCCAGCAGUUACCCACUACCAGUGGAGCCCUGAAGGCUCCUGGACAGAGCCCACGCCUGGGGUGCUGCGGAUUCCAAGAGCUGCCUGGGAUGCCACACCUAUCGCCUGUGCAGCCUGCAACGCGUGGUGCACCUGGGCUUCCCCCGUCAGCCUGGACGUCCAAUAUGCCCCCAGGGAUGUGAAGGUCCUGAAACUCAGCCCCCAGACAGAGAUUCAUGCUGGUCACCAUGUCCAGCUCCGAUGCCUCUUCUCUGGGAGCCGCCCUGCAGGAGUUAACUUCUUCUGGAAGAAAAAUGGAGGUUUUCUGGUGGAAGGAAGAGACUUGAACUUCGACUCCAUCUCCCCAGAAGAUGCUGGACAUUACAGCUGCAUGGUCAACAACUCCAUUGGACAGACCUCAUCAAAGGCCUGGUGGCUCCAAGUGCUGUAUGCUCCUCGGAGGCUGCAUGUGUCCAUUCACCCGGAGAACAGUGUGAUGGAGGGGAAGAAAGCAGUUCUGACCUGUGAGAGUGAAGCCAACCCUCCCAUCUCACAGUAUGCCUGGUUUGACGGGAACAACCGAGACCUUACCUUUGCUGGCCAGACGCUGCAUUUGGAGCCUGUGAAGGUCCAGCAUUCCGGCUCCUACCGUUGCCAGGGUGCCAAUCAGCUGGGUGUGGGCGAGUCACAGCCUACCACCCUCACUGUCUACUAUAGCCCAGAGACCCUUGGUAAGCGAGUAGCCCUGGGAUUUGGGUUCUGCUUGGUCAUCUUCAUCCUGGCCAUCUGGGGGCUGAAACUACUGAAGAGAUGGAAGAGGACUCAGAGCCAGCAGGGGCUUCAGGAGAAUUACAGUGGUCAGAGCUUCUUUGUGAGGAAUAAGAAGGCCACAAGGACCCCUCUCUCUGAAGGCCCCAACUCCAUGGGAUGCUACAACCCGGUGAUGGACGACAGCGUUAACUAUGCAGUCUUGCGCUUUCCAGAGACAGACAGGCCGAGCAGCAGAGAUGCGGGGACCUCAGAAACACAGGAGCCUCUUCCAAACAGCAACGAUGUGGUCACUUAUUCGGUGCUGCAGAAGCGUCACAUGGGUGACUACGAGAACACGACCGCAGACUGCUCAGAGGAUGACGGCAUUCAUUACUCGGAGUUGGUUCAGUUUGGGUCUGGGGAGCGGCCUCAAGGGAAGGAGGAGGUGGAAUAUGUGACUCUCAAGCAAUGAUGUUGGAAGUGGCGGCGGUGGAAGGGGCUGGGGAUGAAGGAAGUCCUACAGUGUCUCCAUGGCUGCUGUUUGGCUGCUAAGUCACAGGGUUGGUCUCUCUCUCUUGUCUUCCUUACACAUACACACUCAAUUCAUGUUGAGAACCUUGUGUCUGGCCCAGAGCCAGCCUUCCUUCUCAGCAUGGGAACACCAGUCCCAUGCUGUGCAGCGUCCCCAGCCCCGGCCAUCUGCCAUCGGCAACCCCUCCUGAGCUUUGCAUCAGCUGAGCGUGUCCCUGCUGGGAUUCGCCUGUCACCAACA
Messenger RNA from Jaculus jaculus (lesser Egyptian jerboa), 2876 nucleotides. RefSeq names its product CD22 molecule (gene Cd22). The record is from RefSeq and is a predicted model, not a curated record. Lineage: Eukaryota; Metazoa; Chordata; Mammalia; Rodentia; Dipodidae. The transcript is spliced from 14 exons. The coding region runs from base 48 to 2576 and encodes 842 amino acids.